Molecule: messenger RNA, 1284 nt
Organism: Oryzias melastigma (Indian medaka)
Lineage: Eukaryota; Metazoa; Chordata; Actinopteri; Beloniformes; Adrianichthyidae
Gene: txnl1
Product: thioredoxin-like 1
Exons: 8
Coding region: 177-1046 (289 amino acids)
Source: RefSeq, a predicted model, not a curated record
UGUCGGUCAUUGGCCAAUCACAAGUCUCCAUUCUGAAGCGUGCCGUUCACCACUCAACAGCUAACCAGCUAAUAUAUUGACAGAGAGCUAAAAACAAGUGUUUGUUUUAUUUUGACCAUUCAUGCCUAGUUCAUUACCUCGGAAAACCAUCUAAGAAUUUAACAACAUACGGCACCAUGGUUGGUGUUAAAGUUAUCGGAAGUGACCCGGACUUCCAGCCAGAGCUAGCGGCCGCCGGUUCCAGACUCGCCGUGGUAAAGUUUACAAUGGCCGGGUGUCGGCCCUGCGUCAGAAUAGCUCCAGCUUUCAACGCACUGAGCAACAAGUAUCCUCAGGUCGUCUUCCUCGAAGUGGACGUUCAUGUGUGUCAGGCGACAGCAGCAGCCAACAACAUCUCAGCCACACCUACAUUCUUGUUCUUUAGGAACCGGGUUCGAGUGGAUCAGUACCAGGGAGCAGACGCUGCAGGUCUGGAGGAGAAGAUCAAACAGCACACAGAAAACGACCCGGGGAACAACGAGGACUCCGACAUUCCAAAAGGAUACAUGGACCUCAUGCCUUUUGUGAACAAAGCUGGCUGUGAGUGUCUCAACGAGAGCGACGACUGCGGCUUUGACAACUGCUUAAUCAAAGACUCGUCCUACCUGGAAUCUGAUUGUGAUGAGCAGCUGUUGAUAACCAUCGCCUUCAACCAGCCGGUCAAGCUGUUCUCCAUGAAGCUGCAGUCCUCAAACUUCGCUCAAGCUCCAAAGAUGGUGAAGAUCUUCAUUAAUCUUCCUCAGUCCAUGGGCUUUGAUGAUGCUGAGCGGAGCGAAGCCACUCAGACUCUGGACCUGACUGAGGAAGACUACAAAGAGGAUGGUCUGAUUCCUCUGCGUUAUGUCAAGUUUCAGAAUGUGCAGAGCGCUACGUUGUUUGUCAAGUCGAACCAGGGGGAUGAGGAAACCACAAAGAUCAACUACCUUACGUUCAUUGGCACUCCUGUACAGGCUACCAACAUGAACGACUUUAAACGGGUUGUGGGGAAGAAAGGUGAGAGUCACUGAGCAGAACCAAGAAAAGGGGAGAUGACCAGAGGAGAGGAGGAGACAGCAGCAGUCCGUCAGUGGAUUCUGUCUGCCAAAGCUGCCACAUGCUCAACUAUUAAAAAGACCACACCCAGAUCCUCCAGCACUGCACCUCCUGCUCUCAAUGUCUGUCUCUGGAGACUUGGUCUAUAAAUCAUUUAUAUUGUAAUUCUGAUGAAAUCUCUGUAAAUAAAACACAGUCCUUUUUUCAAAGGCA